AGAGCGGAAGUAAGGUCCUAACAGCGCGGAAUAGUAAGCAACUGCUAAUACGCUAGCUCAGUUGUUUAAUUGAGAUUUUAUUGAAAAGUCUCAAAUAUGUCCGGAAGAGAAGGUGGUAAGAAGAAGCCCUUAAAAGCUGCCAAGAAAGCGACUAAGGAGAUGGAUGAUGAUGAAAUGGCCUUCAAACAGAAGCAGAAAGAAGACCAGAAAGCCUUGGAGGCGUUGAAGACGAAAGCAGCAGGAAAAGGACCUUUGACUGGUGGCGGAAUCAAGAAGUCUGGAAAGAAGUGAUUUGGCGUUAGAAGAUCAUGCACUCAUUUGCUGAGUCACAGCCCCCAUAUUUUUCUUUUCUUGUUUGGGUCCAUUGAAGAGUAAAAUACAUGAAAUGACCCUUUUUUUAAAAAUCAUUUCCAGUGUGUUCUUGUAAAGGAAAAAGUUCUGUACUAUUAAAAUCUUGUAACUACUGUUGUA
Oncorhynchus nerka (sockeye salmon) is the source of this 471-nucleotide messenger RNA. RefSeq names its product translation machinery-associated protein 7. The record is from RefSeq and is a predicted model, not a curated record. The coding region runs from base 97 to 291 and encodes 64 amino acids. NCBI's taxonomy places the organism in Eukaryota, Metazoa, Chordata, Actinopteri, Salmoniformes, Salmonidae. The transcript is spliced from 4 exons.